Messenger RNA from Papilio polytes (common Mormon), 3974 nucleotides. RefSeq names its product membrane-bound transcription factor site-1 protease (gene S1P). The transcript has 20 exons. Gene Ontology annotation, molecular function: serine-type endopeptidase activity. Bases 202 to 3312 code for a protein of 1036 amino acids. Lineage: Eukaryota; Metazoa; Arthropoda; Insecta; Lepidoptera; Papilionidae. Gene Ontology annotation, biological process: proteolysis. The record is from RefSeq and is a predicted model, not a curated record. Gene Ontology annotation, cellular component: Golgi apparatus.
GGCAGUUUUAUGUACACAAGAGCCUGGUACUACCGUAAUGUUUGCUAAAUCUAUUAAAAAAUACAUUUGAUUAUUGUCUUCAUAACUCCACGAUUAUUAUAUAUGAAAAUGAAUUUAACAAACAAAAAACCGUUAACUUUAAAAUUAACGUCAAUUUAAUAACCAAAUAAGAAGUAAUGGUGUAGUUGAUAAAGUUAAAACAUGGGCACCCAUUUACUGUUGUUUUUACUUGGUCUCAAACUUACGAUAGUUUUUUCUGCUGAAGUAACCGACUCCGUUUUAUGUAAUGCGACAAGUUCUGAAGGUGUAGAAUAUGAAUUUAGUACUGAUGUUGUCGGAAGUGAACAUAUAAUUACAUUUAGGGGGUAUUUUCUUCGAAGAGCAAGAGAAAAUUAUGUCACUGCUGCAUUGAACAACGCCGGUGUAUCAAAUUGGACAAUAGUUCAACGGGAAAAUCCAGCAAAGGAUUAUCCGAGUGACUUUGAUGUGAUUGUAUUGAAUGAUGGUGGUCGAGCAGCUCUUGAUGCGUUACAAGACCAUCCCGCUAUCCGUCGAGUUACAGCUCAGAGGAUAGUUCAACGCACCAUCAAAUAUGUACCGGAGGAUUCAAAUUGUGGUCCCAAUGGCUGCUUAUACACAGGAUGGCGAAAUCAUCGUCGGCGAGCACUUAACUCUAUUAGGAAACCGAGAGAGAAUGAAGGUUAUUCAUCGAGAAAACUACUAAGAACAGUACCGAGGCAAAUAACUUCGGUGUUAAAAGCAGAUUUACUAUGGUCUUUGGGUGUAACAGGUGAAGGUAUACGGGUGGCAGUAUUUGAUACUGGCUUAGCACGUCAUCAUCCGCACUUUGGUCGUGUAAGGGAACGCACAGAUUGGACUGGAGAGAACACAUUGGAUGAUGCAUUAGGUCAUGGGACAUUUGUAGCAGGAGUGAUAGCUUCUCGAGCUGAUUGUCUUGGAUUCGCUCCUGAUGCAGAUUUACAUAUAUUCAGAGUGUUUACUGAUAAUCAGGUUUCAUACACAUCGUGGUUUCUAGACGCUUUCAAUUAUGCGAUUAUGAGAAAAAUUGAUGUACUUAAUUUGAGUAUCGGAGGACCAGAUUUUAUGGAUCAUCCAUUUGUUGAUAAAGUGUGGGAGCUAAGUGCUAAUAAGGUAAUAAUGGUGUCCGCUAUAGGCAAUGAUGGGCCACUGUACGGUACACUAAAUAACCCAGCGGAUCAGAUGGAUGUUAUCGGAGUUGGAGGAAUUGGCUUCGAUGAUCGUAUCGCCAAAUUCUCAUCAAGGGGAAUGACAACUUGGGAACUGCCUAAUGGUUACGGUCGCAUGAAACCAGAUAUAGUGACAUACGGCAGCGGCGUUCGCGGCUCUAGCGUCACUGGCGGUUGUAAAUCUCUCAGUGGUACGUCAGUUGCAUCUCCCGUGGUUGCGGGUGCGAUUGCGUUGCUCGCUAGUGGCGUUCCGCGUCAACAUUUGACGCCAGCUGCCGUCAAACAGGCGUUAUGCGUCACCGCACGCCGCCUCCCCGGGUACAAUAUGUUUGAACAAGGACACGGGAAACUUGACCUCAUUAGUGCUUACCAGUUCCUACGUGAGUAUACGCCACAGGCGAGUCUAAGUCCGCCUUACAUGGAUCUAACGGAGUGCACUUACAUGUGGCCGUACUGCACACAGCCGCUGUACUAUAGCGCGCAACCGACUAUCGCUAAUGUUACCGUUGUUAAUGGGCUAGGAGUUGCCGGAGAUGUGAAAGAGGUGACAUGGCACCCCCAUUUACCCAAUGGGGGGUUGCUAUCGGUAUCAGCCGAUUAUAGCCCCAUACUCUGGCCGUGGUCUGGUUGGCUUGCUCUCAGCUUCUCUGUACUACAAGAGGGUGCUGACUUUGACGGGGUUGUUGAGGGCCACGUAAAUAUAACUAUAGAAAGUCAUGAUGAAACUAAAGAACGAACGAUGAUAAAUACAACCCUUAUGUUGCCAAUCAGAGCACGUAUAAUACCAGUGCCGGUAAGAUCCCGUCGUCUCCUAUGGGAUCAGUUCCACAGUCUGCGGUACCCUGGCGGAUAUUUCCCGCGGGACGACUUGCGAGCUAAACACGACCCGCUGGACUGGCAUGCGGACCACGUGCAUACAAAUUUCAGAGAUAUGUACCGAAGACUGCGAGAACAUGGAUUCUAUCUAGAAGUCAUGGGAACUCCGUUGACUUGUGUGGACACAUCAUUGUACGGUGCAUUGCUGUUAGUUGAUCCCGAAGAUGAAUAUUUUCCCGAAGAAAUGGCUGCACUAAAGAAAGCAGUGGAUUCGGGUUUAUCGCUGCUAGUCUUCGCUGACUGGUACAAUGCCUCUUUGCUUCGUCACGUUAAAUUCUACGACGAGAAUACGCGGCAAUGGUGGAUUCCCGAAACGGGAGGUGCCAAUGUUCCCGCGUUGAAUGAUCUCUUAAGCAUGUACCAAAUAGCACUAGGCGACCGUGUAUUUGAAGGUGCUUUUAAACUAGGCGGCCACCCAAUGUACUAUGCGAGUGGAACACAUAUACAUAGUUUUCCAAAACAUGGUGUAUUAAUUACUGCACAAUUAUCAGAUCAAGGACAACAAAUAAUGUCCGGUGAGAAGGGCGGGGGUGCGGGCGCGCCGGGCACCGACCACACAGUUGAUGUACCGAUAUUAGGCCUCCUGCAAACUGACAGUGGCAACAGGGAAUUCACAAAUGACACCGUGGAUAAACUGCCUAAAGCGGGUCGUGUGGUGGUAUAUGGUGACUCGUCGUGUCUUGAAGGCGGGUCGUCGCGGCCCUGUCAUUGGCUACUGCUUGCUGCGCUGCAGUACGCGUUGGGCGGACACUUGCCCGCCUCCCUGAGGGAUGCCGCGGCCGCGAGGAGACGUGACGUACAUCUUAUACCAUCCGAACUGCCUCAACGGGCGGAGGGUGGGCGACUACAUAUGUAUUCUCGUGUACUAUCGUCUGAUGGUAGCGGGCCUCGUGCGGUGCCUUCGUGCGCCCCGCCCGCGCCCCUCCCUCCACACCCCGUGGCCGCGCCCCCCGCAGCACGCACCCUAGCACCUAAACACGCACCCACCGACCCACGGAGCAUAGGUGCUCCAGAAGUAGAGGGUACGGAGCCCGCUCCUAGAGCUUGGAGGGGCGCCGGCGCAGCGCCGUCCCGUUCACACCCUGAAGUUGUAUACGAGCCUCCAAGUUUAGCUAAUAGAGCCCUAACUCUAUUCGCUAUCGUGGCUGUAAUAUACUGUGUGACCACAUUUUGGAAACGAUGGGGACGCAAGUUGAGACGACGGAGACUUAUAUCGCUAGCCACCUAGCACAGACUAAAACAACACCCAAAUAGAUCGAAUGGUAGAUGAUAUUUACUAUUGUCAAAAGAAUUAUAACUUUUAGUGACAUCUGUGGACGAAAAACUGAACUAAUGAGUGUUGCAGUGUUAAAAAAGUGUUUAUGAACAAUUGAAACUAAUUUUAAACCGUAUUGUAUUAUAAUUUAUAUAAAAAACACAAGUGACUUCUUAGUCUUAAUGUAGUAUGAAAUUUUUGUAUUUUUCUAAGGUGGUCAUUAUUUAUUUUUUAUGCCCUAGUUAAAUUGUUGAAGGGAAUUGUAAAAACAUAUUAAAUUAUUUCUUUUUAUGGCUAUCUUAUUUUUAUAACUGUUAAUGUUACGUAAUUUCAUUGUAAACCUUUAAAUUUUUAAUGACAAGACUAAUCAAAUACUUAAUUGGUAUAAGAAUGGCGACUGAAAUACAAAAAUAAAUGUAGGAAUAUAAAAUUGUAUAUAAAUAUGUCAAUUAGUAUUAUACGUGUUUAUGUAUUUUUAUGUAUUUGCAAUAAGACAAAUAGAUGUUACAUAGACAAAAUAAAUAUUAUUUCAAAUGUCAUAAGGUAAACACAGAUAUCACAAGUAUGAAAAUCAAAAUCACAAUUUAAAUGUAUAGUAUAUUUAAUUUAUUGUAUUUAAUUAAUAAGAACUGCAU